Messenger RNA from Pedinophyceae sp. YPF-701, 1134 nucleotides. The record is from the annotation of a GenBank genome assembly. Lineage: Eukaryota; Viridiplantae; Chlorophyta; Pedinophyceae.
AUGAACCGCCCCUGCCUGCCUCUCUCCGCCCCGAAGUCCGCGCUGACGGGCUUGCGGCCGACGACGUCGCGGAGCACACGCGUCGUGCCGAACGCCCUGUUCGGGAGGGGCGGCACCGAGAAGGCCAUCGUGGUCAAGGACGGGGACACGCUGUGGGGCAUCAGUGUGAGGGAGAACGUGCCGCUGGACGACCUCAUCAAGGCCAACGACGGGUCGGACUUCAUCCGCCCCCGGCAAGUCCUCAAGGUCAAAGUCAAGGGCGGCACCUCCGCCAUGCAGGAGGCGAGCGCGGCCGACACGAAGCUCAAGGAGCAGGCGAAGCAGACGGUCAAGCAGCUGCGCAACACCCGGGACCAGGACCUCACCACGGCGAAGGGCGAGAGGGGCGCGGAGGGUGCCAAGGUGGUGGGCAUGGUGCCUCCGAGCUCCGGCAUCAGCGAGGCGCGCGUAGAGGCCGCCAGGGAGGGCGCCGCCUCGACGGGCAUCCUCGCCGCGAAGACCAUCACAGUCGCCGUCGCGGCGUACGGGGUCUGGCGCGUGUUCCGCGGCACGUUCGAGGCGCUGGGCGUCGGCGUCGUCAAGCGCCUCAAGGGGGAGUCCACCUUCGGUCUCGGUGACGUGUACAACAGCCUGCGUGCGCGGCCCGGCAAGGAUUCGGAGGACCCGUCGACGGCCGCGCAGGCCGCGCCGACGAACGGCGCGCCGACGAGCACCGCGCCGGUGCCGCCCGCGCCGCCCGUGCCCCGCGCGCCGGUCAACGGCCACGGCACGGCGCCGGCCAUGAUGCCCGUGGCUCCCCCGAUGACGCACAUUCCCUGCUUCCGGUACCCCGACGGCGGGGUCGGGUUCUUCAUCGCGGACGUGUCCGGGCCGUACGGCGACGAGGACCCGCGGCUGGUGUGCUUCGAGGACGAGUUCGAGGCGCGGCGUCUGGCGGACCUGUUGCGCAAGUGGCGCCCGGCGGAGGAGGUGACGCCGCUGGUGCAGCCGGGCCCGCCGGAGGUGCUCGAGGAGCUGUCCAAGGCGCGCCGGUGCGAGGUGCUCGUGGUGAAGCCGGGGGAGGUCAGUCUGUCGGGGUUCGUCUCCGAGGAGGAGGUUCAGGCGCGCCUGGCCAGCGUGGUGCGCAAGAGGUGA